This is a messenger RNA of Cladophialophora immunda, 1128 nucleotides long. RefSeq lists its product as uncharacterized. The coding region runs from base 231 to 677 and encodes 148 amino acids. Lineage: Eukaryota; Fungi; Ascomycota; Eurotiomycetes; Chaetothyriales; Herpotrichiellaceae. The transcript is spliced from 4 exons. Gene Ontology annotation, biological process: pyruvate import into mitochondria. The record is from RefSeq and is a predicted model, not a curated record. Gene Ontology annotation, cellular component: mitochondrial inner membrane.
UGCAUUGACUCCUUCGUCAAAACCACCCCGAAGCCCGAAGUCGCAGCUCAUCGCACCUCUGACUCAACCACCCUCAUCUCUCUCUCCUCAUCCUCCAUACUCGUAUUCGCCCUGAACCUCGCGCCACCCUCCUUUGUCCUUGCGCCAGUCGCUCCCUUUUGGUGUGUGUUUCGUUCUGGAUUUCAAGAGGAAGCAAUAGAAAGGGGAGAAAAAAGAGAAGUACCGCAGCCAUGGCCGCAACUAUCAAAGCCAUCAACGCGCGGAUUCGCUCGAACAAGGUCCUCGACUAUUUUUGUUCAACACAUUUCUGGGGCCCAGCUUCGAAUUUCGGCAUCCCCAUCGCCGCAGUGUUGGAUACACAGAAGGAUCCUGAGAUUAUCUCGGGACAAUUCACAGCCGCGCUCACGGUAUACUCGGGGACUUUCAUGCGAUAUGCCCUUGCCGUGACACCGAAGAACUACUUGCUGUUCGCGUGCCACUUUGUGAACUUCAACGCACAGCUCACGCAGGGCUACCGGUGGUACGAUUACUGGUAUGGCUCUGGCAAAGAACGCUGGGAAAAGAUCCGGGCCGAGAAUGCCAAAGCCGAGCUCGAGGGCACCGUCGACUCGAUUGCCAGCCAGACGAAAGACAAAGUUCAGGGCGCUGUGGAGGAGGUGAAGAAGACGGUGUCGUAAUUGAGGCAGACGUGUGAUGGGGAGUGUCGGGCAGUGUGGAUGGCUGUGGGAGAAAGGAAACAGGAUUCUGCCUAAUGCCUGGAUGGUACGCAAACUGAGGUCCGCGGUUUUGGGUCACGGGCAACGACCGAGGAAUCUUCUGCCCUGCGGUAUUGUUUCGAAGUUGGUACACAGGAAAUCCGCGGCGCUGUCCUUUCCUAUGACAGCGCCGACUUCCCCCUGGAUUGGAUUGGAAUGGACUGGAAUGGAAUGGGAGAAGUACAAAAAGAACUCGUUGUCCUUUUUUUUUUCUUCUGACGUUCGUCGCCUACGUAGGUACCUACAUAGGUACGUUAAACCCUCUCAGCUCCGAGUCGGCGGAGGGGCACAUUAUAUGUGGAAGAGAGCUCCUUGCCCCCAUAGGACCUUAGCCUUAUCUCGUCCGCAAGUUCCUGCCUGCGCACUCCGUCCG